Molecule: messenger RNA, 1206 nt
Organism: Truncatella angustata
Lineage: Eukaryota; Fungi; Ascomycota; Sordariomycetes; Amphisphaeriales; Sporocadaceae
Exons: 3
Coding region: 265-858 (197 amino acids)
Source: RefSeq, a predicted model, not a curated record
AGACAUAAUGAGAGUUAUGGCCAAGACUUUUGGUUCAACUGAACACGAACUGGUCUUGAACGUCUAAAAAGCUUCGUUUUCUUGGCAUAAGACUCGUUCGGUGACAUGUCAUGUAUCCGAGGCUGGUCAAACAGCCAGUAAGUAUAAUUAGUGAAAUGUCACCAUGCAUUCAGUUUCGCAGUGUCGUCCGAGCAUUUCGCACAUUGUAUUUCGUCACUCAUCAGCAGCAUUACCCAUCUGCAGCCACAGACCCGUCCUGCAACGAUGUUGCGAACACUCCUAGGUUAUACUCUUUUUUGCUGCGUUCUCCAGUAUGCUGCAGCUAAAUGCAAGACCACGUCUAGCACAUCUUCUACCCUGCCGCCUGUGGACACUCAUUGUCCUACGGUGACUUCCAAGGCGCUAUGUAGUACAUGUAAUUAUCCUGCAUGUCUUGAGAUAUCGACGAUCUCGAAUCCAUGCGACUGCUCGGCGCCUGUGCCAACAGUCUCGACGACCUACCCAUGCGACGGCAGCUGCCCAUCAUUCCGCUGCGCUGGUACGCAAUACGUGUCGGCAACUUCGUCCUCGGUCUGCGACUCGACACCGACCGAGCCCCGGACGGACUGCACGCCGACGGUAACGGUGUCGGCGUAUCCCAGUGAGGGUUGCUCCAUAUCCUGUGGCGGGUUUUGCAUUAUCGAUAAGUUUGUUACUUUUCCCUGCGGGUGCCCCACGGUUGGUGUUGGCGUGGUCACGACGACCGAGGUCCAGCCAUGCCCGACAACGGCCCCGUGCUACGACUGUCACACGGGGUUUCCGUUCACAACGGUUGAGAGUCCUUGUCCCACGGAUCCUCUACCUACGGCAACAUCCUGAGCUCGGCCUCUGCAGGAUGUGGAAACGUUGAGUUGCUGUCAAGGUGGCGGCUUUCCGCAGGUGGGGAGAUGGCCUUUGCCAGGAACUCUCAUUAACUUAACUGUGCAGACUAGACUAUCCGUAGUUCAGUGUUUAUCUGUGGUGAUCAUGACACUCUACUCAGGCGAGGAGGAUUGAUGUUAUCAUGCGCAUCAUUGGACGAAUAGCAUUCUAGUUGAAUACAAGUUCUUCUUUAAAACGACUCUGAAUGACGAAAAUGGCCAUUGAAUCGAUACCGACAGACCCAAUGGUCACAGGGAAUAUGCUGCAUGCGUACCUGAUAACUGCUAAAAGUAGAUGGGAGUCGUG